UCCGGCGUGUAGCCUAUCCUCUACGGCGCGAUAUCGGUGUGAGGAGGUGCGUUCCUCGUCCUCUCUCACCCUUCAUCCUGAUUCUCUUCUCCCUCUCUUUUGGUCUAUGUUUUACACUCCCUCCUUUCCAUCGGGUCGCGCUCCUUCGUCUUCCGCAGGAGCGAGCGAGCAGGAUCGCGAUCGGGGAAGCCGAUGGGUCGACGGCUGGAGGGAGAGCGGUGAGAACGGUUGUCGGUGCGGUGAGGAAGGCAGAGGGGAACAGGCCCGUUUCUUGGAUCUCUCUCUCUCUCUCUUUUUCUUCUCUCUCUUUCUCUCUCGGGGGAGAGCCGGCCGCCGGGUGGGCGGCAGUUGUCCAGGCGUCGGCAGUCUGCGUUCCGAGGCGACGUGGCCUGCACGGCGGAGCGACACACCGCGUCCUCUCCAAUUCUCAGUGCGCUCUCUUCUCUCUCUUUCUCUCUCUCUCUGCCUCCCUUCUCUAUCCUUCCGUCUUUCAGCCUCUGUACCCUCUCUCCGAGUCUCUCUCUCUUUCUCUCCCACUUCAACGCGUGUCCCUGUCCGCUCCUCGUCGCUGCCGUCUCCGUCCUUGCGCCUGGCUCUAUCUCUUUCUCCAUCUAUCCCGUUCGCUCCUUGUCGCUCCAGCACCUGGCUCGCGACGCGACUCUCCGCUCCGCUCCGGAUACUCGGCGACUUCGUCAACGCGCCGCUGCCGCCGCCGCCGUCGUCGUCGUCGUCGGCGCUCGGUAUAUACAUACUUAUACACGUUCGUAUGCGGCUCCGUGAGAAGGAGAGAGAAGAAUCUGCAGUGCCACGUUUCGAAGCGCCCGGUCGUCGCCGUGUCGCGCGUGUUUCCUCCGCAACACGAGGAGUAGUGAACUGUGCGCGGGCGCCGAACGACGCGGAGAGCAGUGAGCGAGCAGCGCGGUUGGCUCGUUCGCGUUUUCCAAGCCCCGGUGUGUUGCCUCGUACGCGGGUGUCAGUGACAUUAUUCUAGUCUAGUUUUCCAUCUUCGUGUUGUCACUGACGGGGGAGCACGACGGCGAGUCGGGCGUUUUUUUCGAGAAUUCACAAAGUGCCAUAUCCUAUAAGAGUUCGGGGGCGACAUAAAACGACUCGCAAUUUGCAUACGCCGGCCGCGCGGCACAUUGGAAUCCGAAGGUGAGGGAAUCCUUGGCCGAUUCCUCGAACGACGGGAGGGUCCCGAGAAAACCGAUCGCGUUCCAGCCGAAGCUGGUGCACGUCGUGGUAAACAACGACGGAUAAUCGGCGAAUACCACGGGAUACUCGCGCGCGUCGUGCAUUCCGCCGCGCUGUCGAACGGCGCGGUGAUAAAAACGGAGGCGGAGGAAACGCGAGAGACUGUUCAACGAACGAUCGAACUUGAAAAGCCGAGGAGCUUCUCCGACUCGAGAGCGAACUUUGAGAGAGAAAAUUUGCAAAAAUGUGAGAAAAAUAUACCCGCACGUCACCGGGUACCAACGAGAACAAGCGUGUUCAAGCACACCUCGAGAGAUAAGCGCGAUUUCUAACGAACAUAAACGUCGAAUGGUGAAUACGAUUUAAACGCGGAAUAAGCGAACUAAUCGAGUCCUGCCGCCGGCUGUUGUCAGGGCGGCGGAGAACGGUGCCGGUGCCGGUGCCGGUUCCGCGUUCUCGUGGUCGUGAAGUGUGUCAUGAUAGUUCGCGCGUGAGCCGGGCAUGAACGUUGAAACCUGCACCCUCUACUUCGCUGGGACGGCCCGGGGCCCGGAGAAGGACAGGAUGUCGACCCAGGCUUACUACAAGGAGCGGCUCGGCUUCGACCCGGCGGAUACCGUCGCCGAGCAUCAGCGCGAGCAACGCUCCCAGCACGGUUACGAGGAGUCGCUCUCCAAAUUCAAAGACGAACGAGACGCUAUACAGAAGAAGACCUUCACGAAGUGGGUGAACAAGCAUUUGAAAAAGCACUGGAAAUACGUCAAGACUUACACGUGCCUACACGUGUGCGUCCUUGUGAACAACCAACCAUGCUGUUCCCCCACCGCGAGCAGACAUGUCGGGGACCUGUUCGAGGAUCUACGCGACGGCCACAAUCUCAUCUCCUUGCUGGAAGUGCUCUCCGGCGAGGGCCUUCCGCGGGAGAAGGGCCGAAUGCGCUUUCACAUGCUGCAGAACGUGCAGAUGGCCCUCGAUUUUUUACGGUACAAGAAGAUCAAGCUGGUCAACAUCCGGGCGGAGGAUAUCGUGGACGGUAACCCGAAGCUCACCCUCGGCCUGAUAUGGACCAUUAUCUUGCACUUCCAGAUAUCGGACAUAGUGGUUGGGCAGGAACCGAAUGUAACGGCACGCGAGGCCCUCUUGAGAUGGGCCCGACGAUCGACGGCCCGAUAUCCCGGUGUACAGGUGACCGAUUUCACUUGCUCCUGGAGGGACGGUCUGGCUUUCAGCGCUCUUCUCCACAGGAACCGGCCGGAUCUGGUCGACUGGAGAACCGCGCGUUCAAGCCAGCCGCGAGAACGGCUCGAUCGGGUCUUCUACGUCGCCGAGCACGAAUAUGGUGUUACGAGGCUUCUCGAUCCAGAAGAUGUUGAUACUCCCGAACCAGACGAGAAGUCUUUGAUUACGUACAUCUCCUCGCUUUACGACGUGUUCCCGGAGCCGCCGGCCAUUCACCCUCUGCUCGACGUCGAGGCGCAAAGACGGUCCGCGGAAUAUCGCGAGCUCGCGAGUUCGCUUCACUUGUGGAUCCGCGAGAAGAUGGCCCUCAUGCAGGAGCGAGCCUUUCCGCCAACUCUGAUCGAGAUGAAGAAACUAGCGGCGGACAGCAUGAAGUUCAAGAACGAGGAGGUGCCGCCGCGAUACAGAGACAAACAGAGAUUGACACACAUUUUCCGAGACCUGCAAAAGUCUUUCGAAACGGUGGGCGAAGUGGUGGACAUGGAAGCAGAAUUGCAUAUUGAUGUCAUCGACAAGAACUGGAAUCGCUUGAUAAUGUUGCAUCAGGAGCGCGAGCAGGCUAUUAUAGAUGAAAUUAAACGACUCGAGCGGCUGCAACGACUCGCCGAGAAAGUGCAUCGCGAGAUGAAAACGACUGACAACAGACUGGAGGAGCUCGAGAGAUGUGUGGAGGACGAAGCGCGCAGGCUUGAUCGCCUUCAUCCUUUGGAGGCGAAACACGCGGUGGAUCUGCUGGAACAGGACAUACGCAACACGGAAACACAGAUACAGAAUAUAUUCACUGAUGUGCACACUCUUACGGAAGGUAGAUACAGUCAGGCGCCCGAGCUUCACAAGAGAGUGCAGAAAUUGCAUCAAAGAUGGGUUGCAGUACGAUCUCUCCUGCACAGACGUCUGGUACAUCCACUCUCUGCGGUUUCCUUUCCCGUAGAGGAGCGUGUUGUCACGAAACACCGCACUACCGUCCACGAAACACGAUUGGUUGAUACCAAUCCACACUUCCGCGCGUUGCACGAUUGUAUAGAUUGGUGUAAGAGCAAAUUGAAGCAUCUACAAGAAGCGGAUUACGGAUCAGACUUGCCUAGCGUGCAAAAUGAAUUGGAUGUACAUCGUCGAGAGCACAAGAACAUCGAUCAGUUCCAGGCCAAGGUCGACAAAUGCGUGCAAGCGAAGAACAAUUUCCACGGCGAGGAACUCACGUUAUACAACCAGCAUCUUAGUACUUUGCAAAAGCUCUACGCUGAGCUUCUUGCCGUAUCGAAUAAGAGGCUCUCCGAUUUGGAGACUCUGCACGAUUUCAUACAAUCGGCUACUGGCGAAUUGGUUUGGUUGAACGCAAAGGAGGAAACAGAAAUCGCGCGUGAUUGGAGCGACAAGAACCUUAAUGUGCAGAGCAUCGAACAAUAUUAUGAGCAAACGUAUGGAUCUGGUAUAGAGUCUUUGAUGAGCGAUUUGGAGAAGCGCGACAUACAGUGUUCGGCAGUGCAAGAUCGCGGUGAGGCGUUGGUUCUUCAGCAUCAUCCUGCGGCGAAAACAAUCGAAGCAUACAUGUCCGCAAUGCAAAAUCAGUGGGCCCGGCUACUGCAAUUUACCCUCUGCCUUGAGGUACAUCUAAGACACGCCGCGCAAAAUCAGCAAUUCUUCAAAGAUAUUCAGCAGGCCGAACAGUGGAUCUCGAAACAGGACGAUACAUUGAAUACCGUUUACUCGCAAUCCGAUUUCGCAUUGGACGAGGGAGAACGACUUUUGAAGGGCAUGCAAGCGUUGCGCGAGGAGCAUAAUAAUUAUGGCGAUCACGUACAGAGACUUGUGGAGAGAGCAAAGGACAUCGUGCCUAUGAAGCAACGCAAGCAACCUGUCACGCGACCGUUACAGGUCACUUGCAUCUGUACCUACAAGGAAGUCAAUGUAAUGUCUAUCGAGAAAGGAGAGCAGUGCACGUUGUACGAUACUUCCGGUAGAGUUAAGUGGCGCGUCAAGAACACGCAGGGAGUGGAAUCUCGUGUGCCAAGUGUCUGUUUCGCGCUGCAACCUCCCGAUAAGGAAGCACUGGAUGCUGCGGAAAGAUUGAGGCGACAAUAUGACAGAAGUGUUGCUCUCUGGCAACGAAAGAAUUUGAGAUUACGACAAAACAUGAUAUUCGCGACUAUCAAGGUUGUCAAGGGUUGGGAUCUGCCGCAAUUCUUGGCGAUGGAACAGGAUCAACGUACCGCUAUCAGAAAAGCGCUGAAUGAAGACGCGGAUAAAUUGUUAUCGGAGGGAGAUCCGGCGGAUCCGCAACUCAGAAGAUUGAAACGAGAGAUGGCGGACGUCAAUCGGCUGUUCGAUGAUUUUGAAAAGCGCGCCAGGGCCGAGGAGGAAUCGAAGAAUGCUGGACGCAUUUUCAACGAUCAAGCGUCCUCGCUUCAGCAGGAACUCGACGAGGCCGAGCGAAUUUUGAACGCGCGCAUUGCCGCGCCCUUACCUCGAGACCUCGACAGCUUGGAACAUUUGGUGUUGCAGCACAAAGACUACGAGCAAAGUCUGCAACGCUUGGCGCCGGAUGUGGAACAAAUGCAGCAAACGUUCCGCGGAAUCACCCUGAAGACCCCAGCGAUGAGGAAUAAGCUCGACAACAUUACGACCAAAUGGAAUCACCUGUGGAACCUGAGCAGCUUGUACAUUGAACGCUUGAAGUGCGUCGAAAUCGUGCUGUCCAGCCUUGAGGAAAAUACGGCGGCCAUCUCGGAAUUUGAGAUCAAGUUGGCCUCUUUCGGCGAGUUACCGUCGGACGUGAAAGGUUUGCAAUGCGUGUUGGAGGAUCUGAUGGUUCUCCAGAACGCUAUCGCGCAGCAGCAAGUGUCGGUGGAUCAACUGAACGAGGACGCGCAUAACGCCAGGCGUCUUGUGGAGAAAUCGAGACCGAAUCAUCGUGGUCCGCACGGCGACAUGGACAGAUUGGACGCUGAGGUCAAUAAACUGAACGCGCGAUGGACGAACGUUUGCGGACAGCUAGUCGAUAGACUGCGCAGCGCUGAAACGGCCUACGGAUUGGCGCAGCAAUAUCAGAACUCGUAUCAAAACGAAGUGGACUUUGUCGAUGAAUCCUAUGGAAAAUUAGAGAUGGAGAACACCAAGAACCUGUUGAGCAAGGUGUUGGAUCGCACACCGGCAAUCGAGGCGGUGAAUCUCACGGGCGGCAGACUGAUCCGCGAAGGGAAGAUUUACGGACAAAGGCUCCGAGCGUUCAAAGAACAAUUGGAAGAUAUCUGCCCGUCGUUGGACGCAUCGGUGAAGAGGCCGCGGAGAGAUUCCGUUAUUACGGUCGAUAAUGUUGCGCGCGAUCUAGAUACCCUGAACCGAAGAUACACGACCCUCGUGAACCUGCUUGAGGAACGAGUCAGGCAGCUGGCACUACUACAUCCUGAGGACACUUCCCUGCAGCGUGUUCUUCAAGAACAAAGGCCGCUGCGGACGUUCCGCACAGAGUUCAACAUAUACGAAAGCACUACUAGCGAGGAGCGUUACACAUCCACAACCACACACUACACACAAUCGCAAUACACCUCCGAGAGGCAUGAGUCCACCGAGACGACUUUUUCAAGCGAGACCUCGAAGCGAAGUUACAGCGCGGAGCAGGCCGCGUGUCGUCCUAAUGGCGAGACCAUCAGCCCGGGGGCCGUUCCACCCGUCGGCGCCGGUGGUGCCCUGCUCAAGCGUUCGCACGAGAGCGGUACAACGAGCUCCAACAGGCGACAGCAUCAGCAGCAGCAUGAGUUCUCGUCCGUCGUGGACGGUGGAUUUAGUAGCGAGCUUAGGGAUCUUAGGAGGGUGGCGCGGGUCGACGACGGGGGUGUUAUCGGGGCGGAGAACGUGAUUGACGUUAGGGGUAUCGUAGAUCCGAGCACCGGCGAGGUCCUGACCGUAGGCGAGGCGAUCCGGCUCAGGAUCCUCGACGUUAGGAACGGUAGAAUAGUGACGUCGAGCGACGGCAGGACGAGCGUGUCGAUCGAGGAGGCCGCUCGCGACGGUAUCAUCGACGCGGCGCUGGCCGAUCGGCUGUUAGGUCCAUGCGGGGUGAACGAGGAGGGUCAUCGGGUGUCGCUGCUCGAGGCGAUCCAGCGGGAGCUCUGCGACGCCGAGCGGGCCGACAUCGCGGACCGAGUUAAGGUAACGACAGCACGUCGCGACGACGGUGGCGGAAGUAACGCCGUCGCCACGGGAUUUAGCGUUGUCGAUGCGAUGAGAGAGGGCUUGUUGGACCCGGCCACGGGGGAGGUCAUCGCCGAGAACGGCGAGCGGAUCUCGAUCGAGGAGGCAUACUCGCGCGGCUAUCUUACUAAGGUGGAUGUGACCGUUAGGGUGACUCGUAAUGCCAUCGCGCUCUCCGACGCGAUAUCGCAGGGUCUCGUGGACGAUCGGACCGGCCGCGUCGUCGACAGGAUUACUGGCGAGUCUUAUCCGUUAGACGAGGCUGUCGACAAGGGUAUUAUCGAUCCGAACGUGAAAGAGAUCGUGGACACGAAGAGUGACAGCAAGAUGACAGUGGCCGAGGCCAUGAAUCGCGGUGUACUGAACGCUAAGGGCGGUAGAUACAUGCACGGUUUGUCAAUGGAGAAGCUGCCGUUCAAGGAAGCUCGACGUCGGCAGCUGAUCGUCAAGCCGAUGACGCUCAAGGACUGUUAUGAUCUGGAAAUUAUCGAUGACAAAGGCAAAAUCGCCAGUCCGGCACACCGUGGAAAAUUAACGAUACUGGAGGCCAUAUCCCGCGGCGUUCUAGAUUCGGAGAACAUCAAGUCCAUAGUAGAUACUCGAACCGGCGAAAUGAUAACGUUAGCCGACGCUUUAACUAGCGGGAUAAUCAAAAUUGACGGCACGUAUCGCGAUAUGUUGAAGGCCGAAGAGUUCCCUAUCUCUCAGGCCGUCGAGAAAGGCCUGAUCACGUCGGUGACCCAAAAAAGCAUUUUCGACAUUGACGGCUUCAAGGAUCCGGUUUCUGGCGAAUACAUCAGUCUGAACGCGGCGUUGCUGAAAGGUCUGAUCAGCUCAAAGUCUGGCGGUACUUUCACGAUCGACUUGAAAACCGGAAAGACCGUUUCGUUGAGCGAAGCAGAGGAGCAGGGUUACAUCAGGUCGGAAGUGCUGGAGAUGCUGAGCCGCGGCAUCGGCGUCACUGAGAACGGACGCGAGGUGAGCAUUCUCGAGGCAGUGCUGCUCGGAUUGCUCGAUCCGAAGUCCGGUCAAUUGCUGGAUCCACGUAGCAAGAGAAUAGUACCUUUGGAGGAGGCGAUCAAGCGGGGACUCAUCACUCCCGAUGGUGCCGCGCUGCUUACCAGCUUACUGAAUAUCGCGGUUACCACGCAGACCGUAACGAAGACCGUCAGAACAUACGUGACGACUCUGCAAACCGGCGAGACUGUUACAAGAGAUUACAAGAUGAGUUACGAUGAAGCAUUGAGCAGCGGCUUAAUCGACGAAAGUAGAAACGAGUUUAGGGAUCCCGACUCGGGAACGACGAUGUCCAUCGAAGACGCCUUUAGACAAAGCUUGCUCGGUGAUGAUGGUCAUCAACGCGUUGUGCAUUCACGAGAGCGUACUCCGGAUUCGUUGCAGACAACUUUCGAAAGCACUUUAACGACAAGUAUCGGUGAAGCACCUAGAAGUAGAAGAAGCGAAUCGCCACCUAGGGCGAUUGGCACGGUUACUAGUAUUAUUACCAAAGAAAUUGUUCCGCGAGCAUCAUCUACGCCGACGAAAGAGUCGUCUUCGGUUACAAUAACGAUCGCACCAUCAACGAUGACUGAUUCUGUUUCUUCUGUACGAGAUUCAACGGCCAAAGAGACCUCGUCAGCCACGAAAGUUAGCGAAUCGAAAUGGAUGUCGAAAACAAGUUCGUUCGACGAAACGCAUGUACUAAGUCGCGAUCUUAAAUCACCUUUGCGUGAUGAAAAACAAGACAUGGAAACAGAAGUAAUCUCACCAGUUACACCAACUACUAGUCGUACAUCGGAGAUCAUGAAAUUCAUAGACAACGAACGUGUUUCCAUGGAUAAACGGGUAUUCGAACUACCCACGGAUGGCUGGACACUCGCCGAAGCUAUCGACAGGAAACUAUUUGACCCUGCUACAGGUCUUUUCAUAAUUCCAGGCACCGACAGAUUGGUUUCUUUCGAGGAAUGUAUUAAAUUGCAGAUCAUUAAUCCGAAUUCUGGUUUCGUUAUCGAUCCCAACAACGGAAGAAAGAUAUCCUUGGUGCGAAGCUUGGAGAAGAAUAUUCUGGACUCCACCGGUCACUACUGUUAUCCGCAAAAGAUCUCGAUGAGAGAAGCGAUCGCGAAUGAAUUGAUCAUACUGGAAGGCAGCUCGAGCAUGGAUAGCGAUAACACUAACCAGAGACUUCUUCAGAUCACGAGGGUUUCGGGCAAGCCCGAUAAAGUGGAGUUGACGCAUGUUGGCGAUCCUUCUCAGCAACUGGAGAUAAAGACCAGCGACGAAAUAUCUACGCCGGAUCCGGUGCAGGUAACUCAAGGAGUGAUUUACGAUCCGGCAACGGCUCUAGUGAUCUCCACCAAAACCGGCAAAUCUGCGAGUCUCUUAACCGCCGUUUCCGAAGGAACGAUACCAUCUGCCGCCGUAAUCGUCAAGGAUCCAACGACGGGUAAAGACAUCAGCAUGGCGGAUGCUGUCAACCGCGGUAUUCUCGAUAUUAAUACGCGUGAAUAUAAAAUCGACGAUGGCAGGAAGAUAUCUCUGAUCGACGCGGCAAAAUUCGGAGUGGUAGCCGUUCUUGGUGCUCCCCUUGCGGCCACCGCGGCCGCCAUAGAAGCGGUACAGAGAACGAUGGUGAAAGAUCCAGUAACCGGUAAGAAAGUGCCGAGGGAAGUCGCCAUUGAACGUGGCAUCAUUCCGAUGGACGAAAAUACAAUUUCGCCGAUUAUUGAAUCCGCAAGUAGUACCCCCGACGAAAAUGAAAAAGUUAUUGCGAGACAUAUUGUACACGAAGAACCUGGAAAUGUUCGCGUAUCGAAGGAAGACGCUAAGAGUGCAACUUUGAUUGACUCAAAAUCUGUCGGUGAUGUUACGGAUGGUGAAAGUUUAGGCACGAAGACCAGAGCGCGAGUGACGGUCGAGCCGAGAUAUCAAGUUACGAUUGGUAAAGCGAGAACGUUAUCGCAGAGCCCCGAACGAGAAGCGAAGCCUAUCGUUCUGCAGAAAAUGCGAAAAAGAAUAGUAAAAGUUGAGGAAGCGUGCAAGAGCGGUCUCAUCGACGUGGAAACAGCGGAUACCUUCGCGAAGAAGAUGUGCAACGAGAAAGGGGAGCCGAUUACACUUUCGGAGGCAAUCCGUGACGGCCGAAUAGACGCUAAUCAGGGACAGAUCGUGGAUCCACAAAGAGGCGACGUGCUCAGCAUCAAGCAAGCUAUCGAUCGCGGAAUUCUGGAUCCAGAGAGCGCGCAUAUAUUGGUGCCUUUGGCGAAAAGCUUGUCCGUGCACAGCUUGUACAAGCAAGGCUUGCUGGAACCUUCGGAGGGUAAAAUUGUCCAUCCAGAAACGGGCGCGUAUCUCACCCUCAACGAGGCUAUAGUAUGCGAGAUAGUGGAUCCUUUAUCUAACUUGAUGUUUACCACCGACGGCCGUACCGAAACGUUGAUGUCUGCUAUCGCGAACGAUAUUAUCGAUCCAGAGAGAUUGUUGGUCAAGACGAAAAGCGGCAGCGUGAAUCUAGUCAAGGCGAUAGAGAACGAGGCGAUAGAGAAAGUGUUCGAGCUGAAAGAACCGGCCGAAUCUUUUAAUAUACCGCCGGCAGGAAUGACGUUCCCCGUAGCGCUAAAACGUGGAUUGAUAGACAUUAGCAAGAAAGAAAUACGUCAUCCGAUUACCGGGGAGCACUUGCCACUGGAGGACGCUAUAAAAGAUGACUUCAUCAUGGCAUUACCAUAUCCAGUGGCUCCUGACAGUAUCGAAAUAACGAAGGCUUUGGAAUCGGGAUUGAUCGACAGGGACAACGCUGUAUUUUUCCAUCCCACUACGGGAACUCCAAUUCCAAUUGUCGAGGCUGUCGAGUCUGGCCUGCUCAUCAUCAAACCGCCGGCUCGCGGUGAAAGUACAGCCAUUACCGAGACAAUUACAUCGUAUCACACUAUCACGACCAAGACUGUCGAGCUUUUGCCUGGUUAUGCACUGAAGAGCGCGAUGGAAGUACAAGAUAUUAAUACCGGUAAUAUUAUCACUAUCGAAGAGGCCCGACAAAGAGGUAUCAUCAAGGACGAAUCUGAAACCAAGCGAGAAUUCACGACGAAAGAUAUCAAGAUGUCUUUCGAUCACGCGGUGGAGAAAGGAUUGGUAGAUAUGAAUACGGGUAUUUUCACCGAUCCUUGUACCGGUGCUACGAUGCCUAUCGCUAAGGCCGUCGAAAAAGGAAUCCUCGAUACUUCAUCUAGCAAGAGUGAAUCUGAAACACCCAGGGAAUCGUCUAAUAACAGUUUGACCGUAUUAGAGGCAAUCGAGCGGAUUUACGACGAAGAAACUGGGACCUUCAAAGAUCCCGAGACGAACGAAUCCUACAACUUGACGGAAGCGAUGAAAGUAGGCCUAAUAGAACCCGAUUCCGUGCUUUAUAACGUGAAAACCAAAGAAUCUAUCACCACCAGAGAGGCAGUUGAGAAAGGUUUGCUCGAUCCCGUCACUGGAAAAAUGAAGAUCACGCGGGAUCAAAAGGAUCGUUCGAUCAGCAUAGCGGAAGCUACGAAAAUGGGUCUCCUGGCAGUCGUCGCCGCGCCAGUCUUAGCUGGAAAAGCAGUUGUCGACGCAAUUUCGAAUCGUAAGUCUAAAGAGACAAAGCCGAGUGCAUCCGUGACGACGAAAUUAUCUGUCUCGGUGAAGGAAUCGAGUCCGCCUUCAACAAUUAUUUCAAGUCAAAUUACCCAGAGAUCUCAUGUCGAUUCUCACGAGAGUGAAGAAAAGAAAUCAAGCAAAAUCGAAAUCCAGAAACAAGUGCUUUCAGAUGCAAGAAUGACCGAAGAGAUUCAAAUUACAGAGACGGAAAUGGAGGACGACAGUCAAUUGAAGAGGAUCACGGACGAAGAAACGCCAAGGCACAUCUCAAUAAUGAUUACGAAAGAAUUAACGCCUCAGAUUCUUGCGGAAUUCGGAGUGUUUGAUCCUGUAAGAGAGAAAUUCUUGGAUCCGGAAACGGGUACCGUCACUUCCUUCAACGAUCUAGUGCUGAAUCUAAAAGUCUUCGAUCCUGAUCGAGUGAUCGUCAAGGAUCUGUCAUCCAAGACGGACUUGUACGUGACACUACGCGAGGCAAUCAACCGGCCUCUUGUAGACAGGAACGUCGCUAACAUGGUCGAUCCGAAGACCGGUAAGAAGAUACCGUUCUUCGAGGCGGUGCGUUUGGAAUGGAUCAAGGAGGAACCGGAGGAUGAGAUAGAGAGAGAACAGUUCGCAGAAUUUCAACCUCUGGGCUUGCAAGAAGCUAUCGAUAUCGGCGUGUGUAAUCCCAUCACAGGAACGAUUCGAGAUCCGAAAACGGGACAAGCGUUGUCUAUGAACGAAGCUAUUGAUGCGGGUCUCAUCGACGCUGACAUGCUCGGCGUGAGAAAUCCGAUCACCGACGAGAUCGUGCCGUUUUCCGAGGCGCUGGAUACCGGCGUCGUGGAUCUUUGCAAGGACGUUGUCAUCAAUACCGAAACGAGAACGGAAAUCGAUAUCACGACCGCGUUUCUGCGAGGUCUGAUUGUGCCCGUUUCUCGUAAGCCGAUCUCAUUGGAAGCUAUUAUCAGACAAGGUCGCUAUGACGCGGAUACGGGAAGAAUAGAAGAUCCUCUGACUAAACAAUCGAUUGACGUCGAGGAGGGUGUUCGCAGAAGCGUCGUCGAUGCUUUUAUCACCGAGAUCGAGGACACGAAAGCCGGCUCGUCCGUCUCGUUGGACGACGCGCUGACGAUGAAUUUGGUGAUUCCCAGUACAGGUCGUUUGCGCGACACGAAAGCCGGAGAGCUUCUACCUUUAGACGUAGCGCUUGAUAAAGGUCUGAUUAUCACAACACCGUUCGUGCCUUCGCUGAUCGACGCGAUUGUUCAGGAAUACUAUUCACCGAAGACUGGUCUCGUCCUGAAUCCUAUGACUGGUGAAAAUUUAACGCUGAAAGAAGCAUUGGCCAUUGGUUACGUCAACGGCUCGACCACAGUGGUAAAAGAUGAUAGAAAGGAUAGCGUUAUUCCCCUCAACGAGGCAGAGGGAAGUAAGCUGAUAGAUCUAGUGAGAGGAACAUUGACCUAUCCACAUUCCAUGACAUUGGACGUCGCCUUUGAGAAGGGAUACAUCCUGAGUACUGUAACGCCGUGGACGCUACAAGAAGCCUUAGCUCUUCAAAUUUACGACCCGAAGUCCGGUACUUUCAAUAUUGAUGGUAAUAAUUGUACUUUAGAGGAAGCGAUCGAGAAAGGUUUUAUUAGCAAGGAUAGUCCAUCGAUUAAAGAUCCGAGAAACAACGAUAUUAUAUCUCUGGGCGACGCUAUCAAGCACGGCUUUAUCAACGCGAAGACCAGCACGGCGGUGGAUCCAUGUACCAGUGCGGCUCUUUCAUUGACCGAUGCAUUAGAUCGCGGCUUUAUUGUGCCGGCGAAACGUAAGAUAUCCCUACCGGACGCCGUCUUCAAAGGUUUGUACGAUCCGAAGACCGGACAAUUUACAGUACCUGACACACAAGAGAAGCUUCCUACUGAUCGCGCGAUUAAGAUGGGCGUGAUAGAUGCCACGACUGCGAUUGUGCGAGAUCCCAACGGUGACGUGAUGACAUUCAACAAGGCUAUUAAGACUUCCAUAGUCGAUCCCAAAUCUGGGACGGUUAGUUAUGCCAGGGGACCGCCUGUAGAUUUCCAGGAGGCGCUGGAACGUGGCUUGCUUCUCGAAACAAGAAGACCCAUGAGCUUCAGCGAGGCAAUUUCUAAGGGCAUUCUCGACGAGAAGACCAACAAAUUUUUAGAUCCGCAGACGGGCAGUUAUCUAACAGUAUUAGAAGCCAUACGAAAGAAUCUAAUAGAUGCUGACUCUGUUACUGUCAAGGAUACGAGAUCCAGCAUCUGGAAAACGAUGACGCUAAUGGAAGCUAUACAAUCGGACUACAUAGACGGCACUACUGGCUACCUUAUAGACCCCAGCAAGGGUAACAGGAACGUAUCUCUGAGAGACGCCUUCGAAUCUGGCCUCAUCGUUGACAAUAGAGCCGCCGUGUCUUUGCAGCGUGCCAUCCAUCAAGGAUUGUACGACGAUAAUACGGGCAAGAUCACCGAUCCCAGUACAGGCAGAGCCGUGACGUUGCACGAAGCGAUGAGAAAAUGCAUAAUCAGUCCUACGUUGCCGUGUUAUUGGGACAAACGUGGCGAACGUUUGUUGUCAUUAGCAGAAACGUGUCGCGCUGGCGUAAUCGACAGACGCACCGGGAUGUUCAAGGAACCAGGCGCCAGUGGUUCGGUCUCGUUGUCAGUCGCGUUGCAGCUCGGUCUCAUUGUCGACAUAGAGAGCAUGGGAUUCGGCCUGUACGAGGCGAUAUUGAUGAACAUGUACGAUGUCCCGUCGGGCAAAUUCGUACAUCCGACCAGCAACCGCAAGCUGACGCUAGCCGAGGCAUGUCAAGUAGAUUUAAUAAAUCCUCUGACAUCGAUCGUUAAAUGCACCAGGUCUAACAGAUACGUCCCGUUGGCCGAAGGAAUUUCCUCAGGCAUCGUCGACGACAUUCGCGGCAUGUAUGUCAUUCGCGAGCUUGACAAAGCGAUUAAUCUGCAAGAAGCGGCGAAGAAGGGCUUCAUCGUCACGUCGAAGAUGCCCCUCUCGAUCGAGGAGACGGUCAAGUGUCGCCUUUACCGUGGUGACAGUGGUAAAUUCACUAAUCCUGUUGUUAACGAGUAUCACGACUUGCUUCAGGCGAUCAACUGCGGUCUCGUAGAUCCUGAUACUACCGCCUUGAAGGAUGCGACGACCGGACAGAUCAAGUCGCUGUUGACGGGCAUCGAGGAUGGGACGGUCGAUGUGUCGCGAGGAAGAAUAUUAGAUCCCAAGACGACACGCGCUUUUAAUAUUGAUGUAGCUUUGGAAAGAGGCCUGUUGGUCACGAUUGAUAAACCUCUGGCGCAACAAAUAGCACAUAGAUCACCUUUAGAGGCCUCCAAAGCCGGACUUGGCGACAAAAACGUCAAAGAAUGCACUCUAGAAGAAGCGAUCAACUAUCAACUGAUCGAUCCGAACACGUCGGUUGUGAGAGAUCCUAGAACCGGUCGGUUCGUGACGACGGCAAGAGCGAUCGCGGACGGUGUCGUAGAUCCUUCCGUCAGAGGUACAAUUGAAUUGAACGGCGGAAGCAAGAGAGAACCGCGUUUUGUGCGUUUCGGUGACGUUACCGUAUUCGUCAGGGAACCUUUCACAUUUGAAGAGGCGGUCGAGAAAGAGUAUCUGUCGCUGGAAUCGGGCAAGUUCACGGAUCCGAUCUCGAACGAACAAUUGACCCUCAAGGAGGCGGUCGGUCUCGGUAUCGUAGACUCGGACUCGGCGUUGAUUAAAGACUCGCAGAAGAAGAAGCUGGUGAAAUUGCCGGAGGCGUUCCGCAAGGGCAUGAUGGACGCGGAGAAGGGCAACGUGCUGGACACGGCCACGUCCAAGUUGUACAGUUUGUCCAAGGCCCUGGAAGCCGGCCUGUUGAUCACCCCGCGGAACGGCGUUUCGUUCAUCGAAGCGCUGCAGUUCGGUCUUUACAAUCCGACCACGGGCGGCUUUCACGAUCCCUUCGUUGUCACCUCCGUGCUAGAUCGUAGACGCCUCACGCUGGCGGACGCAAUCGAGUCGGGUCUGAUCGAUCCAUCCACCACGGUGAUUAAAGAUCCGUUCACGGGUAAUAUCGCGAGUUUGUUAGAGGCAGUGAGUAGCGGGAAGGUAGAUUCCGUAGGAGGCAGAUUAGUCGAGGACACUGACGGCAAGAGUAUCGACUUCGUGAGGGCCUUGGAGCGGGGUUAUAUACUCGCCGCUGAAGCCAGGCAAGCGGUGGAGGAAAAGUACAAGCUCUGUGACGAGACGCUCUCAAAACUUCUGCAGUGGAUCUCCGAAAUUGAGGACAAGCUGGCGAAUCAAGAUACCGUCAAGGAAGACGUUGAGCAGUUAAGAAAGCAGAUAAUUAUUAUGAAAGAAAUAAAGGAAGAUCUUGAAUCGCACAGUCGAUCCGUUUCAUCCUGCCUGGAUCAGAUUCGACAGGUCGUCUUGACGGGCAGCAACGUGUUAUCCAGCGACGAAGUGUCUACUUUGGAGAAGAACGGUCGAUCUCUUAGAACCCGAUUUGACAAAGCGUUAGAUCGCACUGACAAAUUAGUUAAACGUCUCAUUGGUGCCAGAGAUGAAUUAACAAAGUUCAAGAAUGAACUCACGACGUUCUCGAUUUGGUUGGAUAAGGCCAGAAGCGUGCUUGAAGAGAAGGAGCGUUCCUUAUCCGAUCUGAACAAGCUCAGUAGCAGCACGGAUACGACUCGCGAUUUCAUCAGCGAUGUUAUCGCUCACCAAGCAGAUUUGAGAUUUAUUACCAUGGCCGCGCAAAAGUUCGUUGACGAGAGUAAAGAGUAUCUCCAAGUUCUUAACGACUUCAGGACCAGCUUGCCACAGAGAUUGCCACACAAAGAGCCCACAGCUAGCCAGGAUUCGCCGGUACGAGCCGAAGUAUCCAGCGCGACAACUCGGUACAAAGAUCUACUAUCCCGAGCAAAUCUCCUGUCAGACAGAUUGUCGGGAGUCGGCGGCAAACAGAGAGAUUAUCAUGAUUCAUUGGAUAAAGCUAGAACGUGGUUGAGAGAGGUCGAGCCGAAAGUGCACAGAGUUAUCUCCGAACCUGUUGCCGCGGAACCGAAACAAGUGGAGGAUCAAUUGAGCAAGGCCAAGGCGUUGAACAAUGAAUUCCUCGCUAAUGAGCGUCUAGUCGACAACGCUAAACACAGCGUUGAGGCUCUAUUACGUUCUUUGGAGGGCCAACUGACAAUCAACGAAGCUAACGAGCUCGAGGAACCCGUGAAGGCGUUAGAAGAUAAGUACAAACAACUGAGUAACGCUCUGGCUGACAAGUGUCAAGAACUUGACACAGCGUUGGUGAGAAGCCAAGGAGUGCAAGAUGCGUUGGACAGUCUGGUUGCAUGGCUGAACAACGUUGAGAGUCAAUUUAAGUCUCUUCAACGUCCAGCAAGUUUGCAGAAAGAACGCUUGGAAGAGCAACAAAGAGAACAGCGAUUACUUCAAGCAGACUUGGAUAGUCACCGUUUGAGCGUAGAAACUAUCACAGCGAACGCUCAAGAUCUUCUCCUAAAUUCGAGCAACGUUCGCAUCGCCAAACGUAUCGAGAGCAAGUUGAAGGAUGUGCAAAGCAGAUUUGAGAAACUGAUGGACAAAUCUUUGAGGCGCGGUGAAUUCCUGGACGAAAUCGCGCAGGCCCUGAACGAGUUCCUCGGAGAUGUGGCCAAAUUUGAAAGUUGGUACGCGCAUAUGAUGGAAGUUCUCGACUCGAGGGAUUUGAACAAGCUCGAUAUGUCGGAGUGCGAGGCCAAGAUGGCUCGACUCAUCGACAUGCGCGAGGAUCAGCGCGGAAACUUCGAAGAUCUUAUACGUAACGGGAAGAAUCUGAUCUCCAAGAAGGAUAUAACCGAAGCGGGCGCGAUUAGAGAUAAGAUCAAGGCGCUCGAAUCUCAAUGGAAGGAACUGAACAAUCUGCUCGACGAGAAACAACGAUUGUGCAAAUCGAGGGCAGAACAACACACGGCGUAUGAGAAACUGCGGGAUCAAGUGCUCGAUUGGCUUACUCGUACGGAGAACAAGGUGCAAAGACUCGAGCCGGUCGCUGUGGAUUUGGACAAAUUGAAAAUACAGCAGGAAGAUUUGAAGCCCAUACAAAAGGAAUAUCGUGAUUACGGCAACACGGUCGACAAGAUCAACGAUCUCGGUAUCGCUUACGAUAGUUUGAUGAAGGAACGCGGCGAAAGUCCAACGCGUCGACGUGGCAGUGCUAGCCCAACGAAGAGACCAGUACUGCGAAUGUCACAAGACGGUCGCUCGCCGUCACCCACUAAAUCCUACGCAGUUCAAAGUCCGGUCUCCCCAGGUGGUAGCAGCGGAUUUAGCAGCCGCCGUUCGAGCCAAGAUGGUUUCCAUCUGGAGGAAUUAUCGCCCGUUCAACAGCAACUUUCGGAAAUUAAUCAUAGAUACGGAUUACUCGGUGUCAGAUUGUCGGAUCGCCAAACGGAGUUAGAUAACAUUAGAGAGGAAUUGAAGAAACAUUUGGACCAUUUGAAAGUACUCUCUCAAUUCUUGGAUAAGAUUCAACGGCAGUUGCCUAAAGAAAGUAUGCCUGCAACUAAAGAUGAUGCAGACAAAACGGCCAAACAAGUUAAGGUUCUCGUCGAGGAAAUGUACGAGAAACAAUCUUUACUGGAUAGUACUCGAACACAAGUGCGUGAUUUAGUCAGACGUAAGAAAGAUGCAUACGGUGUAGAUAGAUUGAAUGACGAGAUGGAAGACGUUGCCAGUCGGUGGAGAUCGAUUUCGGACAGAUGCAAGGACCGAAUUAAAUUCUUGGAAGACAUUAAAGACUUCUAUGACACGUACGAUGGUCUUAAUUCCUGGCUCGGCGCUAAAGAGCGUAUGUUGGGCGCUUUGGGACCAAUUUCAGCCGAUCCUCGUAUGGUCGCGAGUCAAGUGCAACAAGUGCAGGUUUUGCGAGAGGAGUUUAGAACUCAGCAACCGCAAUUGGAUCAUCUCAUACAAGUCGGGGAAAGUAUUCUUGUCACGAUAUCCAUUGAUUCGGCAGAUGGACAGAAGAUAAACGCGAAGUUGCAGAGCAUUUUACAGAGAUGGGCGGAUCAAAUGGGAAGAUUGGACGAAAGAGCUCAGAGUUUGGGAGAUGCUGUUGAUACUAGUCGUGAAUUCGAUGCCAGUCUUAAUCGGCUGCGAGAUGCUCUGCAAGGAAUCUCGGACAAUCUAGACGAGUUGUCUCUUGAAAAGGAUCCCGAAGAACAGCUUCGUAAGAUCGAGAAUUUGGAGAGACAGCUGGAAGGUCAGAGACCGUUGUUAGCCGACGCGGAGAUGGCCGGUGCACAGCUUUGUGAGGUUCUGAGUGACCCAGCGUCGAGAUCCGAAAUUCAAGGAAAGCUCGCCACAGUCGGCAAGAUGUACAAUAACUUGCAGAAGAAGCUCGAUCAUAGGAAAGCAGAAAUCGAAGGUAAUCUGCGAGAUGGAAGACAAUUCGAGGCCUCUUGCAGCAGAACUCUGGGAUGGCUCGCGGAUGAACUCGGAAAUAUGUCUGAAAAGCUGCUGGUGUCUGCCGACAGAGAAGUCUUGCAACAGCAACUUGAUCAUCAUGAGCCUGUUUAUCGUAAUGUGAUGAGUAAAGAGCACGAAGUCAUAAUGCUGUUGAACAAAGGACGCGACAUACUUGCGCGGUCUCAGAAAGUUGAAAAUCGCUCACUUCAACGUGACUUGGAUAAGAUGCAGUCGCAAUGGGAUCGUUUAAAGAAGGACACCGUCGAAAGGCACACCCGAUUGCAGACCUGCGCGGAGCACUGCAAGAAAUACUACAAAGCUCAAGACGUAUUUCUUCCUUGGCUUCGACAGGCCGAGGAUAAAUUGGACAGUUUGAUCCCUACUUCCUUUAGACGCAAAGAUAUCGAGAAGCAGCUGAAAGAAUUAUCGUCGUUCAGGAACGAAGUGUGGAAGCACUCCGGGGAGUUCGAAAAUAACAAGAUGCUUGGCGAGACAUUUGUCGGAGCUUGCGACAUUGACAAACAAAAUGUGAAGAACGAGCUUAGCGCUAUGAAAACAAGAUGGGAUAAAUUAAACAAUGACUUGUUGUCUAGAACACAAUCGUUGGAAGAUACCGCUCGUCACUUAAUGGACUUCAAUGAGAAUUUACGCGAUUUGCAACACGGUUUACAACGUUGUGAAGAUAAGUUAGCUUCACACGAUGCUCUUGGUGGAGCGGCUAAAGAUCCGAAACUUCUCGACAGAAUAAAGAACUUGCGAGAGGAAACAACGAGUUUGAAGAAACCCUUACAAUGCGUGAGACAGCAGGCUAACGAUCUCGUGAACAAAGCCGGCGAGCAGGGCGUCGAUGCGACACAUUUACAAGACGAGAUUGACAAUGUCACCGAUCGUAUUAAUGACCUGCAAGCGAAACUGGAUGACAGAUGCAACGAGCUGCAAAGCGCAGCGACGGCGGUCGCGCAAUUUAACGAUCAAGCAAAAUUGAUUAACCAACAUCUGUCCGCUCUCGAAAAAGAUCUAGACUCCAUGAAAGCACCCGGUAGAGAAAUCAAGAUUGUACGAGGACAAUUGGAAGAUACCGCCAAGAUUAUUAGCAGAGUUAACAAACUUUAUGAAGAAAUUGGCGAUCUGCAAAAUCGCGGCGAACGUUUGGUUGAUUACGGCUUCGCUGCUGAUGCUGUAGCGACGAGAGAUCAGGUUGAAGGAUUCAAACGACAAAUUGGCAAACUGGAUGAGCGCGCGCGUACUAGAGAAGAUGAACUCACUUCUACCUUGAACAAGUUGCAAGAGUUCUAUCAAUUGCACACGAAAGUUAUGGAAGGUAUCAGCGACGCAAACGAACAGGUCAGGAGAUUUAAACCUGUCGGAUCUGAAGUGGACUCGAUUAAAGCUCAGCAGGAAGACUUCAGAACUCUCAAAGUUAAGAAGAUUGAACCACUCGCACACGCCGUUGAAAACUGUAAUGCGCUCGGUCAAAACCUUAUACAAACUGCAGGACGAGAUGUCAAUACCAGUAAUAUCGAAAAAGACGUCGAUAAAAUGAACGAAAGGUGGAACGACUUAAAAGACAGGCUAAACGAGCGCGAUCGCAAGUUGGAUGUUGGAUUACUACAGUCGGGCAAGUUCCAGGAAGCUUUAGACGGUUUAGAGAAAUGGUUGACCGAUACGGAAGAGAUGGUUUCGAAUCAAAAACCACCUUCGUCAGAUUACAAAGUCGUGAAGGCGCAAUUACAAGAACAGAAAUUCCUGAAGAAGAUGUUGCUGGACCGACAAAAUUCUAUGACAUCCCUCUACAACAUGGGACGAGAGGUAGCUGCCGAUGCGGACCCGAAGGAGCGUAAGGCCAUCGAGAAACAAUUAAAUGAUUUAGUAGGCAGAUUUGACAAUUUGACAGAAAGCGCCGCAGAGAGAAUGGACGCUCUUGAGCAAGCAAUGGCGGUGGCAAAGCGAUUCCAAGAUAAAUUGAUACCACUUGCUAUCUGGUUGGAUAAGACGGAGAAGAAAGUGAGAGAUAUGGAGCUAGUCCCUACCGACGAGGAGAAGAUACAGCAGCGGGUCAGUGAGCACGACAUACUUCACGAAGACAUUAUAUCGAAGACACCAGACUUCAGCGAACUCACGGAGAUAGCCAGUCAACUUAUGUCGCUGGUAGGCGAAGACGAAGCUGCUUUGUUGGCCGACAAGCUUCAGGAUGCGGCAGAUAGAUACGCGGCUUUGGUCGAACGAUCCGAAGCUCUCGGUAGUUUGCUGCAACGUUCGAGACAGGGCUUACGUCAUCUGGUUCUUACAUAUCAAGAUUUACAGGCGUGGAUGGAAAGCAUGGAAAUCCAAUUGUCCAAAUAUCGCAUCUUAGCUGUACACACGGAGAAGCUCUUGCAACAAAUGGACGACCUGGCGGAUCUUACAGAGGAGGUAUCUACACGGCAAACGGAAGUCGACAGUACCGUUGAUUCCGGCCUAGAACUGAUGAAACACAUUUCGAGUGACGAGGCGCUUCAACUGAAGGACAAGUUGGACUCCUUGCAACGACGAUUUAACGAUCUCGUCACGCGUGGCUCGGAUCUUUUGAAACAUGCUCAAGAAUCUUUGCCACUGGUGCAACAAUUCCACGAUAACCACAAUCGUCUGAUGGAUUGGAUGCAAGGCGCGGAAACUGCUUUGCAGUCGGCCGAACCUCGCGAGGAAGAGAUUAUCCGACUCGAGAUGGAGAUAUCGGAAUACAGACCCGUCUUGGACAAGAUCAACGCGGUCGGCCCACAACUGUGUCAAAUGUCACCAGGAGAAGGUGCUGCGACCAUCGAAGGUCUCGUGACCAGGGACAAUAGGCGAUUCGACGCGAUUGCCGAGCAGAUUCAGAGAAAGGCGGAAAGAAUUCAGUUGAGCAAGCAGCGAUCCUUGGAGGUGAUCGGCGAUAUCGACGAUCUGCUCGACUGGUUUAGAGAAGUGGACAAUCAACUUCGAGAGGCCGAGCCGCCCAGCAGCGAGCCUGAAAUUAUUAGAGUACAAUUGAAAGAACAUAAAGCGCUCAACGACGAUAUAUCCAGUCAGAAGGGUAGAGUCCGUGAUGUUAUUUCGACUGCGAAGAAGGUGAUACGCGAGAACACUCAGCAUGAAGACACGUCUACCAUCAGAGAUAAGAUGGAGGACUUGCGCGAAACGAUGGAAAUUGUAUCAGCUUUGUCGACAGAUAGAUUGGGAGCUCUCGAGCAAGCUCUACCGUUAGCGGAACACCUUCGCGAUACCCACGCCGGCCUAGUCAGUUGGCUCGAGGAGGCUGAACAACAAGUCGCUAUGUUACCCAUGCCCGCUUUGCGACCUGACUUGAUAGCGACCCAACAGGACAAGAAUGAGCUUCUCAUACAGAGUAUCAACGAGCAUAAACCUCUGGUGGAGAAGCUCAACAAAACCGGUGAGGCACUUAUCAAGUUGUGCAACGAGGAAGAAGGUAUAAAGGUACAAGACAUUUUGGAUAAUGACAACGCUCGCUAUGCGGCACUGAGAGCCGAGCUGAGGGGCCGGCAACAGGCGCUGGAACAGGCACUGCAGGAAUCCUCUCAGUUCUCCGAUAAAUUGGAGGGUAUGCUGCGCGCACUGUCUUCUACCGCCGAUCAGGUGAACGGCGCCGAACCGAUUAGUGCCCAUCCGCCUCGUUUACGCGAUCAGAUGGAGGAGAACGCCGCCUUGGCAGACGAUCUCGCUCAGAGAUCCGAGGCUUACGCGGCCGUUAAGAAAGCGGCGGAUGACGUGAUCAGCAAGGCCGGCAACAGGGCCGAUCCGGCGGUGAAGGACAUCAAACGCAAGCUGGAUAAGCUCAACAAAUUAUGGACCGACGUACAGAAGGCCACGAAUAACCGCGGUCGCACCUUGGACGAUACUCUAGCCGUCGCCGAAAAAUUCUGGGCCGAGCUGAACGGAGUUAUGGCCACUCUGAGGGAGUUGCAGGACGCGCUGGCUGGACAGGCACCACCUGCGGCUCAACCAGCCGCUAUUCAACAACAGCAAGUGGCGUUGCAAGAAAUCCGACAGGAGAUCGAUCAGACGAAGCCGGAUGUCGAGCAAGUCCGAACCUCGGGACACGACUUGAUGAGCUUGUGCGGCGAGCCGGACAAACCUGAAGUGCGAAAGCACAUCGAAGAUUUGGAUCAGGCUUGGGACAACGUCACUGCUCUGUACGCUAGACGCGAGGAGAAUCUAAUCGACGCCAUGGAGAAGGCGAUGGAGUUCCACGAGACGCUGCAGAACCUGUUGGAGUUCUUGCAAGAGGCCGAGGACAGAUUCGCGGAGAUGGGCCCGCUUGGCAGCGACAUCGACGAGGUGAAGAAGCAGAUCAAGCAGCUGGCUAAUUUCAAGGCCGAGGUGGAUCCGCAUAUGGUGAAAGUCGAGGCGUUGAACAGGAGUCUUACAAGGCAAGCGGCCGAAUUAACGGAAAGAACAUCCUCCGAACAAGCAGCAGCCAUCAAGGAACCGCUCGGUGCCGUGAACAAACGCUGGGACGGAUUGCUGAGAGGCUUGGUGGAGAGGCAACGAUUACUGGAGAACGCGUUAUUGCGACUCGGUCAAUUCCAGCACGCUCUGGACGAGCUAUUGGUGUGGAUCGAGAAAACUGACAAGACGUUGGAUAAUCUCAGACCAGUAGCGGGUGAUCCACAAGUGAUCGAAGUCGAAUUAGCCAAGCUGAAGGUUCUAGUGAAUGAUAUACAAGCUCAUCAGACGAGCGUUGACACUCUGAACGAUGCCGGACGACAAUUGAUUGAAGAUGGCAAAGGUACCGCGGAAGCGUCUACUACAGCCGAUAAACUGGGCACUCUGAAUCGCCGUUGGCGAGAUCUGUUGCAACGCGCCGCUGAUCGUCAACGAGAACUGGAAGAUGCCUUACGAGAGGCACAAUCCUUCACUGCUGAGAUACAGGACUUGCUGUCGUGGUUGGGCGACGUGGAUAACAUGAUAGUAGCUUCCAAGCCCGUUGGUGGAUUGCCCGAAACCGCAUCCGAGCAAUUGGAACGCUUCAUGGAGGUGUACAACGAGCUGGAGCAAAACCGUCCGAAGGUCGAAACGGUGCUGCAACAAGGACAGGAAUACCUGAAGAAAGCGGAUACGACCAGUGCCGGUGGAUUAAAUCACAAUUUGCGAACGUUGAAGCAAAAAUGGGACAACGUGCUUUCGCGCGCCAGCGAUAAAAAAAUUAAGUUAGAAAUUGCCCUGAAGGAGGCCACUGAGUUCCAUGACGCGUUACAAGCUUUCGUUGAUUGGUUGACUAACGCCGAAAAGAUUCUGACGAAUCUCAGACCGGUCUCAAGGGUUAUGGAAACCAUACUUCAACAAAUCGAGGAACACAAAGCAUUCCAGAAAGACGUCGGCGUCCAUCGCGAAACCAUGCUGAAUCUCGACAAGAAAGGAACUCAUCUCAAAUACUUCUCUCAAAAACAAGACGUAAUUCUUAUAAGAAACUUGCUCGUGAGCGUGCAACAUAGGUGGGAACGAGUAGUUUCUAAGUCAGCCGAGAGGACGAGGGCUUUAGAUCACGGUUACAAAGAAGCUAGAGAGUUCCACGAUAGCUGGUCGAACUUGAUGAACUGGUUGGACGACACUGAGAAGACGUUGGACGAGGUCGCUGCCGACGGACUUGGCGGCAACGAUCCGGACAAAAUUAAAUCGCGUCUCAACAGACACCGCGAGGUACAAAAGGCAUUGAGUGCUAAACAAAGCACGUACGAUAACACCAUGAAGAACGGCAAAACGUUGAAGGAUAAGGCGCCGAAGACUGAUGAACCUGCCUUGAGAGAACUCCUGAACGAAUUGAAGAACAAGUGGACUACAGUCUGCGGUAAAUGCGUGGAUCGACAGAGAAAGUUAGAAGAAGCUCUAUUAUUCUCCGGACAAUUUAAAGAUGCGAUUCAGGCACUGCUGGAGUGGUUGAGCAAGACCGAGAAAUAUCUGGCCAAUACCGGACCACUUUACGGCGAUCUGGAUACAGUAACUAAUUUAGUAGAGCAACACAAAACUUUUGAGAGAGAUUUAGAUUUACGCGCCUCACAAAUGGAGUCCGUCAUUAAGACCGGUCGUGAACUUGAAUCUAAAGCCUCUAUUGAAGACGCAUCGAUGAUCAGAUCGCAGUUAAACGAAUUAAACAGUCUCUGGGACAGAGUAACCAGUCUCUCAUCGAAGAAGUCCAGACUGUUGGAAGAAGCCAUCAGAGAGGCCGAACGACUUCACAAAGCUGUUCACGUGUUGCUGGAAUGGUUGAGUGAUGCAGAGAUGAAGCUACGAUUCGCCGGACCGUUGCCGGAAGACGAGCAGGAAAGCAGAAACCAAUUGAUGGAGCAUCAGAGAUUCCUUCGCGAGUUACAGACUAAGGAAAUUGAAAAAGACAAUACGUUAGAGUUGGCACAUAUUAUUCUUGGAAAAGCGCAUCCCGAUGGUGCUGCAGUUAUUAAACACUGGAUCACGAUUAUUCAGUCUAGAUGGGAAGAAGUGGCAACCUGGGCCUAUCAAAGGAAUCAAAGACUGGAAAAUCAUAUGCAGGGGCUACAGGAUCUUGAUAAUCUUCUUGAGGAGUUAUUAGCCUGGCUCGAAGGUUUGGAGAACACUUUGAAUGCCUUAGAAGCGGAACCCUUGCCCGACGACAGGGCUACGCUCGAAAUGCUUAUCGCGGACCACAGAGAGUUUAUGGAAAAUACCAGCCGAAGACAAAACGAGGUUGAUCGCGUGUGCAAAGCCCGACAAAUCAAGCCGAUAAAGGAUACGAGAAAAAUAUCGAAAGUCAGAUCACCAGCGCCUAUUAAGGAUCUCUAUCAGGAUAACGAGCAUGAGCAGCCUCAGCCUCGUAAACAAAGCCGAGGCAGCCCAGGUCGUGACAGAACGCCAGAUCUUUCAUUGCCACACAUCGGUCCACGCUUCCCACCCAAAGGAAGCAAAGGAGCCGAGCCGGAAUUCCGCAGUCCGAGAGUUAAGCUUCUCUGGGAUAAGUGGCGUCACGUUUGGAUGCUGGCGUGGGAGCGUCAACGUCGUCUGCAGGAUAGAUAUAAUUACAUUCAGGAAGUGGAUCGCGUGGCUAACUUUAGCUGGGAAGAGUGGCGCAAACGGUUCCUGAAAUUCAUGAAUCACAAGAAAUCCAGGCUGACGGAUCUGUUCAGGAAGAUGGAUAAAAACAAUGAUGGACUUAUACCGAGGGAGGACUUCAUUCAAGGAAUUAUGAACACCAAAUUCGAUACUUCUCGUCUGGAAAUGGCUGCUGUUGCCGACCUCUUCGAUCGUCACGGCGAGGGUUUGAUAGAUUGGAAGGAGUUCAUCGCCGCUCUGCGACCCGAUUGGGAAGAACGACGGACCUACCACGACACGGAUAAGAUACACGACGAAGUUAAACGACUGGUCAUGCUGUGUACUUGUCGUCAGAAGUUCCGCGUUUUCCAAGUUGGCGAAGGAAAAUACAGGUUUGGCGACAGCCAGAAGCUGCGUUUGGUUCGAAUUCUCCGCUCCACUGUCAUGGUACGCGUCGGUGGAGGCUGGGUAGCGUUAGACGAAUUCCUUUUAAAGAACGAUCCAUGCCGCGUUUUUCUAAUGCCAAUACCGGAUCCUAACAAACCGGAACAACAUGAGGGUUGGUGUCCGCUCGCCAAGGGAAGAACGAAUAUCGAGCUGCGGGAGCAAUUUAUACUGGCGGACGGUGUUAGCCAGAGUAUGACGGCCUUCCGGUCCAAGCCGAGCCCGACCUCGACGCUGCAGCGUACGCAAAUGUCCUCCACCAAUGCUGGACCGAUCACCAAGGUGAGAGAACGCAGUGCUCGCAGCGUACCUAUGGGUCAAUCGCGAGCCUCACGCUCAUCCUUGAGUGCCGGCACGCCCGACAGCCUUAGCGACAACGAAAGUUCCUUCAAGAUAUCUGGUAGAAAAACCAGCACGCCUUAUAGAUCUACCGUGACGCCCGGUGGUAGCCGUCCGUCCAGUAGGCCAGCAUCCAGGCCUGCCUCCCGACCAGCCAGUAGACCAAGUAGCCGACCUGCGUCGAGACAAGGAAGUAAACCGCCUAGUCGAUACGGAUCAACGCAGUCGUUGGAUGACGAUUCAUGCACCCCAAGUCGCAUUCCGCGAAGGACCAUCGUGGGCGGCUCCGGUAACACUCCGACGUCCAGUAGACACAACAGCGUAUCCGGUAGAAAACUUACAACCCCGAUGAAUGGUUCGAGCUCUCGACCUCGCACUCCAACGGGAUUAAUUAGCCCCGCCAGUGGAGUGCCUUCCAGGUUUGGCUCAAUCCAUAGAGCUUCGAGCAUUCCAACCCUGACUGGUGUCGGAACACCUAUCAGCCGCUCUAGGAUACCCGUAUAUGUGGGAGUGGAUAUAAAAUCUCCUCAGUCGACCACCAGCAAUAUGUCGACUCACUCAACACAAAGCAACCAUUCUACGAUUUCUACUGAUUCCACUGGGAGCAGUUCCCUGUGUACAAAUUCAGCAACUAACAUACCAACAGCGAUUAAGCAAACUAGGGUACGUACACCGUCCAGUGGAUCCAGCACCCCGCUACCGCCGUCUUCGAAAUUAUCGAGGAAACCCUCCGGAGCUUCCGACACGUCCGUGUCGGGAACGACCCCGAGCACACGGAAGGGAAAACCCACGCCGAUCGAACAGCGCGCGCCGUUCCGAUUGUAAUAGCUUAUUAACUGAUACAUAUAGCUUGUAAAAUCAGCGUAUUAUAUGACCGAACGAGAAUAAAUACAAAACAUCCCCGCCACGAAUUUAAAAAUAACCACACGGUAUUGCAGGGAAAUACGAAAUGGGUUAUUGUUGUUGUUGUAUGUGAUGAGAGAGAGAAAAGCGCGUGUAAUAUGUGCUAAAUUGACUGGAUCAAAAUUUUGUAGAAGGCAAAUGACGUAUCUAGAAGUUACGAUUUUUAUUCAUUUCGUUGAAUUUCGCCAAGUACCGAAUGCCAUUAAAAUUACGAAUACUAAUGAGUAUUUCACAUACUCUCUUAGGGUAAGGGAUUACAAACAGUUGGGGAAAUUUAUUUAUUUCGUCGCCCGCGUUAGAAAGCGCUUGAAGCCUCUAUCUAGUUUGUAAUAACACAUAACACUGAGAUAAAUUAUUGUUAUAAAUACCAUAAUCUUGGUAUUACCGAAAGUGCAGGGUAAUGCUGUAUAAUUGAAAAUAUUUAGGCGAGAUAUAACAAUAUCUUCGCUGACUUUCUGGAUAAGGACAAUACUACUAAAAAGAUUUUAGCAUAAAAGAAAGAAAUCAUUAUAUGUAUUAUAAUUACGCUUAUGUUUGAUAUAUAUAUAACUAUAGAUGCUUGUGUAAUUACUUUUAUAUAAUUUAAUAUAGUUUGCUCAUUUCGCACGCAUACCUUUGCGUGCUUUAUACACCGCGUGAAACGACCGUAAAGGUUGUUUCGAUGAAAAUUUUUUGAGCGUUAUAUUUGAGCAAAUUGUAUACACACGAAGACAUUAAUUUAUUUAAUAUUUCCCGCUUGACUUUAUUGUAUUCGUCGUACGAAUUAACGUCUAAUUUACAUUUGUUAAAAAAGGAAGAGAAACCUUGUAUGCGAUUUUAGAUUAUGAUACAGAUUGUAAAUCGACAUUCAUUUUUGUUAUCCGUUUCGCAAAGUGCACCGUACAUAUUCGAUUAGUUUAGUCACGCUUGUAAAAAUCAAUUGAAAUGUAACUUGUAUUUUUUUUUUUUUUUUUUUUUUUAUUUCUUUCAUAUCGUAUGUCAAUUGGAUGAACUUGGAUUGUAAAGCCGUAAAUGUUAAUCGAUUAAUUUUUACAAAUCUGCUUGAUGUUACUUCCAGAAUAUUUUUUUGUAUAUUUGAAGAUAUAUUUGUAUUGCGAAACGGAAUAUCUCGUUGCUUUGUGGAGAAAUAAGACAGUAAUCAAAUGUAGUUUAGGAUUCAUGCACAAAUUUAAUCCUCGAGCGGCUGCAGUUGAAAAGUGCAAUUCUUUCACAGAUGUUAUUUUCGCCAAAUAAUGUCUAUGAAAUUCUUUUAGCUACAUCUUUCGUGCGUCAAUAUAUAUGAUGGAAUUAAAUAUAAAAAGGCUGAAGUCAUCUACGCGCCCGCUCUAAGAUUAACGUGCGAUAUGCUUUUGUUUGCGAAUUGAUUUAUCGAUUUAAUGAUCAAUUAAUAAGUAAAUAAUUAUUAUAAUUAUAAUUACAUAAUUAUAUAAAAUAUAUAAUUAUUAAUUAUAAUUGACUAAUGAGAGAUUUAAGAGUUCGGGGGAACAUACCUAACAGCGUUAAAAUAAUAAUAAUAAAAAAAAGAGAAAACUAUACGUGUGAAUAGUUAAGUAAAAUAUAUUCCAUUGCGCGAAGUGUGGCCUGUUAGGUGACGGGUAGAAAAGAGAAACUCUGAAAAAAAGACAUUUCCAUUUUUUUUACACAUAUAUAUACUUUUAGAUGCGAUUAAUGUAACGGAGAUAUGACUCGCUGCCUCUUAUAAAUAUUACGUAAUGCGAUUAAUCUUAUUAACAACUUCUCAACGUAUGAUUUUCGUUUCUUUUUCACUUACCGAGAAGUGCUGUAUGAAGCUAAUAAUAAUAAUGAUGAUGAUACAGUGAUUAAAAAAAAGAAAUAUAACAGACACACGCAUACACAUGAUAUUUCAAUGAGACUCUCGAUCCUUUUCAUUUUUAGGCGAUUGUUGUGCAUCAUACAAAUGUAAAGAGAAAAUGUAUAUAUUGGCGCGCGCAUAUGAUUUUUUUUCACGUUCAUACUUUCUAAUCGAAGUCGUGGUGUGUCACGGUCCAGACACGUGGGAUCCUACUGUUGCUUGCGUCCUCGUCGAUGCCUAAAUUAAACAUAGCUAUUUAGAUAUACAUAGCGAGAUCUUGCGAAAACUGAUAGAGUUUUCCCCGAGACGGGGAGAACGCGCCAAACUCCGCGCCUCCAGUGUUGACUGACAGUCGCGUUGUAUAAUAUAUCAAGCAGAUACCAUUUCGGGAGGAUCCGAUGGAAGAAGCGACGCUUUGUGCACGCUGCACUUGAUAAAGGCUUACCGAGUAUCUUGGCCGACGGUGUGCCAACACCGCGUGCGCGCGGCUAGACAUGUAAUUUACGAAGGUACACCCGUGUGCGAGUCUUAGAUGAGUUUUGCGCGCAGUUUUUUUACAAACGCUCUGGGUCUACACUUAUAAGAAUGCGCCUGUUGUAUUGCUGACCGUUGUAAUCUCGGAAUAAAUAUGUUUUCGCACUGAA
Messenger RNA from Temnothorax curvispinosus, 29880 nucleotides. RefSeq names its product microtubule-actin cross-linking factor 1 (gene shot). The transcript has 46 exons. Gene Ontology annotation, cellular component: cytoplasm; cytoskeleton; membrane. Bases 1696 to 27345 code for a protein of 8549 amino acids. Gene Ontology annotation, molecular function: microtubule binding; structural molecule activity; calcium ion binding. Gene Ontology annotation, biological process: wound healing; intermediate filament cytoskeleton organization. Lineage: Eukaryota; Metazoa; Arthropoda; Insecta; Hymenoptera; Formicidae. The record is from RefSeq and is a predicted model, not a curated record.